Molecule: messenger RNA, 2378 nt
Organism: Cadophora gregata
Lineage: Eukaryota; Fungi; Ascomycota; Leotiomycetes; Helotiales; Ploettnerulaceae
Exons: 5
Coding region: 634-2241 (535 amino acids)
Biological process (GO): regulation of DNA-templated transcription
Molecular function (GO): zinc ion binding; DNA-binding transcription factor activity, RNA polymerase II-specific
Source: RefSeq, a predicted model, not a curated record
GUACUAAACAGGUUUACUAAUUUUUACAUAGAUUCUGUAUAGAUGCCCAGCGCCCUGAUUUGAAGUGUCAUCUCAUUGAUGCCGAGUGAAACAGAUCUAGAGGCCUACUCUUCGCCAAAGAACUAAAUUUAAAUGGUCAUUGAAUGCGAGAGCGGCUCUGUGGGUUUGACAAUAGUCAACAACUUGACAGCAAGGGGAGGAGCAGCUACCGCGAGCAAAACUCCGUGAAAGCGCACCAACCGCCUUUAAGGUCCACUGACCCACGCACCACGCACCUUCGUACCUUAGCAAAUAGCAUGUCUUUAUUCAAUCGCUAAAGAUAGAACGUUGAAAACUUGCUAGUAACAAAUUUACAAGACCACGCCGACUUGUAGAAUCAAACUCUAGAACAAAAACCGUCCAAGUGGCUAUCAGGAGACAAUCGCCUCAUGUAAACAGCACUAGUGCUCUUUAAGCUUAGCUCGGCCGGAGAUACCUCCACCGUCAUCUUUAUAAUCACUGGCGGGGUUGCACCAAGGUUCAGGUCACUUGCACAGCAACUGUUCCUAAACUCUUCAGUCGUACUAUCCAUCUCGAAGGGUGCGUGUUAAGUCUGCCUUAUCUCACACUCUCCUUCUGUUCGUCAAGUUACACAUGGUCGGCGUCGCUGGGAAGUCGCAGGCUUGCAACACCUGCAGGAAGAGGAGAGUAAAGUGCGACUUGGGACGGCCCUCUUGCCUAAAGUGCACCACAUCAAAUCGAGCUUGUACUGGCUACGACCGGGAUCUCAUUUUUGUCAACAGGACCCCCUCGGACCCUUCGUCCACCGCGACAUCAGUGCUGUCACAGAUCAAGGCUCAGCAGAGGCUGAAAGACGCAAAGAAAGAGGCUGACUUGCAUCAUCUUUUUACCGAGUCCUCGCACAAAAGCCGCGAUUUUCGACAUUAUGCUGUCGAGCUAUUAGAAGCUAUCUAUCUCCCGAAAAAGCCAGUGUCAAGCAGCUACAAUACAAAGACCAGCGGAGGAGGCUUCUCGUGGGUAUACUGCCUGAAAGAUCUAGUGGCACCUAGCAAAUCGUUGAAUACUGCCCUCUUCGCGUUCUGCCUUGUCCAGCUGCACAUUACUGGCGCAGGUAAUGCUUCACUUUACGAAUGUCUUGAUCAGUACAACACUGCUCUGCAGCACCUCUACGCCGAUCUAGCCGAUCCGGAAAGACAAUUUCUAGAAGAAACAUUGGCCGCUAUUUUAGUACUAUCUACGUGUGAGCUCUUUGUGUGUCCUACAGAAAAUGGCUGGAGCGUUCACGCACGCGGCAUUGCAGAGAUCCUACGAUUGCGUGAUCAGAGAAUGGCGAGUACUCCGGCUUGGCGACACUUAUUUUCACGUCUGAGGAUUGUCUGCACUCUGGAAGCUCUAACGAAGCGACAAGCUGACUUUCUCGAAAACAAUAUAUGGCGACAAAUUGUCAACGAAUCCAACCUUGACGAUGCUCUUGGCGAAGUCUAUCAGAUGAUCGCAGAUAUUCCUACUCUGCUCGAGCAAGUGGUAUCACUCCCUUCCAUCGGUGACAGAAAUAUUCUCCUGAAGGAGUCGGCCGACAUUGUACGAUCAAUAUUAGCUAAGGUGAAGUCUAUCAAGUCGUGGUACGAUAACUUCUGGAAAAAUUCGCCGACUCCUCGAUCUUGGCUGGUCCCAAGCUGUGCAUCGAAUCUUGCUGAUGUAGACCCUACGAACAAAGUCUUCUCGUCCUGCUUCGAGUUCGAAUCCCUCAGCGUCGCUGCCACGGUUGUGAUGUGCUGGUCGGUCGCCGCUCAGCUGUACAGCAAUGUUAUUCAGAUACAUUCCCUUGUACAAGCAAGACUUGAUCGUCACAUUGCGCUCGAAGAUCUCCUGGCUCAAGUUGAUACUACUGUGGUAGAUGCGUCAAGCAGGUUAGAAGCUUCUAGUCAGAACACUCUCUUAAGAGAGAUUCAAAGCGAGGGUACAAAGAUGGCGCGCAACAUAUGUCAGUCAAUGGAGUAUUAUCAUCGAAUAGAGAUGGGAACAUACGGGAGCCACGGAAUCACCUAUCCGUCUUGGAGCGCUCGACAGUAUUUUCGGCUGCAUCCGGGUCACGAGCAAGAGUGGUCAUGGUUGCAAAAUAUGCACAAGAUGGAAGGUCCUGGUACACGUUGGGGACUGUCAACGAUGGCAUUCGCAGACAUUGUUGAGCCAUUGGGAGGUUGGUCAAGCUAUUGCGAUUCGUCGAAAUACUACUGGUGAACUCCCAAGAGCUCACACGAGCAAGGCAGAGCGAGGGCACACCAGAAGGGAUUUGGGGAGUAGAACACGUGGAAAUCGAGUUGGGGAACGAUCACAAUAUGAAAUUCCAUGCUACAUAUCAAUCAGCGAAUGGGGGU